Dipodomys ordii (Ord's kangaroo rat) is the source of this 6426-nucleotide messenger RNA. It is a transcript of the gene Arid1b, whose product is annotated as AT rich interactive domain 1B (SWI1-like). NCBI's taxonomy places the organism in Eukaryota, Metazoa, Chordata, Mammalia, Rodentia, Heteromyidae. The record is from RefSeq and is a predicted model, not a curated record. Gene Ontology annotation, molecular function: DNA binding; nucleosome binding. Gene Ontology annotation, biological process: regulation of transcription by RNA polymerase II; chromatin remodeling; positive regulation of DNA-templated transcription. The coding region runs from base 10 to 5319 and encodes 1769 amino acids. The transcript has 19 exons. Gene Ontology annotation, cellular component: brahma complex; nBAF complex; SWI/SNF complex.
GGCAGUCCAAUGGAUCCAGUGGUGAUGAAGAGACCUCAGUUGUAUGGGAUGGGCAGUAGCCCCCAUUCCCAGCCGCAGCAGAGCAGUCCGUACCCAGGAGGCUCCUACGGUCCCCCAGGCACACAGCGGUACCCCCUCGGCAUGCAGGGCCGGGCUCCGGGCACCCUGGGGGCCAUGCAGUAUCCGCAGCAGCAGAUGCCACCUCAGUAUGGACAGCAAGGUGUGAGUGGUUACUGCCAGCAAGGCCAACAGCCAUAUUACAGCCAGCAGCCACAGCCCCCGCACCUCCCCCCGCAGGCGCAGUACCUGCCGCCCCAGGCCCAGCCCAGGUACCAGCCACAGCAGGAUAUGUCUCAGGAAGGUUAUGGAACUAGAUCUCAACCUCCUCUGGCUCCUGGAAAACCCAACCACGAAGACUUGAAUCUCAUUCAACAAGAAAGGCCCUCAAGUUUACCAGACCUGUCCGGCUCUAUCGAUGACCUCCCCACGGGAACGGAAGCAACGUUGAGCUCAGCAGUCAGUGCCUCUGGGUCUACGAGUAGUCAAGGGGACCAGAGCAACCCCGCGCAGUCGCCCUUCUCUCCACACGCCUCACCCCACCUCUCCAGCAUCCCGGGAGGCCCGUCCCCCUCUCCUGUGGGCUCUCCCGUAGGAAGUAACCAGUCACGCUCGGGCCCGAUUUCUCCUGCAAGUAUUCCAGGCAGUCAGAUGCCACCUCAGCCACCUGGGAGCCAGUCUGAAUCCAGUUCCCACCCUGCCUUGAGUCAGUCACCAAUGCCACAGGAAAGAGGUUUUAUGACAGGCACACAAAGAAACCCUCAGAUGUCACAGUAUGGACCCCAACAGACAGGACCCUCCAUGUCCCCUCACCCUUCUCCUGGGGGGCAGAUGCAUCCUGGAAUGAGUAGCUUUCAGCAGAGUAACUCAAGUGGCACUUACGGUCCACAGAUGAGCCAGUAUGGACCCCAAGGUAACUACUCCAGACCCCCAACGUAUACUGGGGUGCCCAGUGCAAGCUACAGCGGCCCAGGGCCCGGUAUGGGUAUCAGUGCCAACAACCAGAUGCAUGGACAAGGGCCAAACCAGCCAUGUGGUGCUAUGCCCCUGGGACGCAUGCCGUCAGCUGCGAUGCAGAGCAGACCAUUUCCUGGAAACAUGAGCAGCGUGACCCCCAGUUCUCCGGGCAUGUCUCAGCAGGGAGGGCCAGGAAUGGGGCCGCCGAUGCCCACGGUGAACCGUAAGGCCCAGGAGGCGGCUGCAGCCGUGAUGCAGGCUGCAGCAAACUCAGCACAAAGCAGGCAAGGCAGUUUUCCUGGCAUGAACCAGAGUGGACUUAUGGCUUCCAGCUCUCCCUACAGCCAGUCUAUGAACAACAGCUCCGGCUUGAUGAACACACAGGCACCCCCCUAUAGCAUGGCACCCACCAUGGUGAACAGCUCCACAGAUAUGAUGUCUCCCAGUGAAUCCAAGCUGCCCAUGACGCUCAAAGCGGACGGCAAAGACGAAGGCACUCCACAGCCCGAGAGCAAGUCGAAGGAUAGCUACAGCUCUCAGGGUAUUUCUCAGCCCCCAACCCCAGGCAACCUGCCAGUCCCUUCCCCAAUGUCCCCCAGCUCUGCUAGCAUCUCCUCCUUUCAUGGAGAUGAGAGCGAUAGCAUUAGCAGCCCAGGCUGGCCAAAGACUCCAUCAAGCCCUAAGUCUAGCUCAUCCACCACCACUGGGGAGAAGAUCACCAAGGUGUAUGAGCUGGGGAACGAGCCAGAGAGGAAGCUAUGGGUCGACCGAUACUUGACUUUCAUGGAAGAAAGGGGCUCCCCGGUCUCGAGUCUGCCCGCAGUGGGCAAGAAGCCCCUGGACCUGUUCCGACUCUACGUCUGCGUCAAGGAGAUUGGAGGUUUGGCACAGGUUAAUAAAAACAAGAAGUGGCGUGAGCUGGCAACCAACCUAAACGUUGGCACGUCAAGCAGCGCAGCCAGCUCCCUGAAGAAGCAGUAUAUCCAGUACCUGUUUGCCUUUGAGUGUAAGAUCGAAAGAGGGGAGGAGCCCCCGCCGGAAGUCUUCAGCACCGGAGACUCCAAGAAGCAGCCCAAGCUCCAGCCGCCAUCUCCUGCUAACUCCGGAUCCCUGCAAGGCCCCCAGACCCCCCAGUCAACCGGCAGCAACUCGAUGGCGGAGGUUCCAGGUGACCUGAAGCCGCCCACCCCAGCCUCCACCCCUCACGGACAGAUGACCCCCAUGCCGGGAGGAAGAAGCAGUACAAUCAGUGUGCACGACCCAUUCUCAGACAUGAGUGAUACGUCGUUCCCCAAGAGGAACUCCAUGACCCCCAACACCCCGUACCAGCAAGGCAUGAGCAUGCCAGACAUGAUGGGAAGGAUGCCCUAUGAGCCCAACAAGGACCCCUUUGGUGGAAUGAGAAAAGUGCCUGGAAGUAGCGAGCCCUUCAUGACUCAAGGACAGAUGCCCAACAGCAGCGUGCAGGACAUGUACAACCAAGGUCCCUCUGGAGCCAUGUCUAACCUGGGCAUGGGGCAGCGGCAGCAGUUCCCCUACGGAGCCGGGUACGACCGAAGGCAUGAGCCUUACGGGCAGCAGUACCCAGGCCAGGGCCCUCCAGCCGGACAGCCGCCUUAUGGAGGACACCAGCCUGGCCUGUAUCCUCAGCAGCCGAAUUACAAACGCCACAUGGAUGGCAUGUAUGGGCCUCCAGCCAAGCGUCACGAGGGAGACAUGUACAACAUGCAGUACGGCGGCCAGCAGCAGGAGAUGUACAACCAGUAUGGGAGCUCCUACUCUGGCCCAGACCGGAGGCCCCUGCAGGGCCAGUACCCGUACCCAUACAACAGAGAGCGGGUGCAGGGCCCGGGCCAGAUGCAGCCACACGGAAUCCCGCCUCCAAUGAUGGGCGGCCCCAUGCAGUCGUCCUCCGGCGAAGGGCCGCAGCAGAAUAUGUGGGCUGCACGCAACGACAUGCCUUACCCGUACCAGAACAGGCAAGGCCCGGGCGGCCCUGCACAGGCCCCCCCUUACCCGGGCAUGAACCGCACCGAUGAGAUGAUGGUCCCCGACCAGAGGAUCAACCACGAGAGCCAGUGGCCUUCUCACGUCAGCCAGCGCCAGCCUUACAUGUCACCCUCGGCCUCCGUGCAGCCCAUCACCCGCCCACCCCAGUCAUCCUACCCAACGCCACCGUCACUGCCAAACCACAUCUCCAGGGCGCCCAGCCCCGCCUCCUUCCAACGCUCCCUGGAGAGCCGCAUGUCCCCAAGCAAGUCUCCCUUUCUACCCACCGUGAAGAUGCAGAAGGUCAUGCCCGCCGUCCCCACGCCCCAGGUCGCCGGGCCUCCAGCCCAGCCGCCCCCCAGCCGCAGGGAGAUCACCUUUCCUCCCGGCUCCGUGGAGGCCUCACAGCCGGUCCUGAAGCAGAGGCGAAAGAUCACCUCCAAAGAUAUUGUUACUCCUGAGGCGUGGCGUGUAAUGAUGUCCCUUAAAUCGGGUCUCUUGGCUGAGAGCACGUGGGCUUUGGACACCAUCAACAUUCUCCUGUACGAUGACAGCACCGUGGCUACUUUCAACCUCUCCCAGUUGUCUGGAUUUCUUGAACUUUUAGUAGAGUACUUUCGAAAAUGCCUGAUUGACAUUUUUGGGAUCCUUAUGGAGUACGAAGUGGGCGACCCCAGCCAGAAAGCACUUGAUCACAAUUCAGGGGAGAGAGGUGGCUCCGUGGCCGACGAUUCUGGAAAAGAGGAAGAAGACUCCGAGUGUCUAGAGGAGGAGGAGGACGACGAUGAGGACGAGGACGAGGAGGAAGAGGAGGAGGAAGGUGAAAAGACGGAAUCGGAGGCAAAGAGCAGCGCUGCCCUGGGCACCCCAGAUGCCGGCGCUGACCCCAAGGAGAGGCCCAAGCAGGCCAGUAAGUUCGACAAGCUGCCAAUAAAGAUUGUCAGGAAGAGCAAGCUGUUCGUGCUGGACCGCUCGGACAGGCUGGGCCGCGCGCAGGAGUUCAGCAGCGGGCUCCUGCACUGGCAGCUCGGGGGCGGAGACACCACGGAGCACAUCCAGACUCACUUCGAGAGCAAGAUGGAGAUCCCGCCUCGCAGGCGCCCCCCGCCCCCUGCCAGCUCCACGGGUAGAAAGAAAGAGCCAGAAGGCCAAGGCGACCCUGAGGAGCAGCCGGAGAAGAGCAUCCUGGCCACCAUCGACGACGUCCUGUGCGCUCGGCCGGGGGCUCUGCCCGAAGACUCAAACCCAGGGCCCCAGGCAGAAAGCGGCAAGUUCCCCUUCGGCAUCCAGCAAGCCAGAAGUCACCGGAACAUCAAGCUGCUGGAGGAUGAGCCCCGGAGCCGAGAUGAGACGCCGCUGUGCACCACGGCGCACUGGCAGGACUCGCUGGCCCGGCGCUGCAUCUGCGUCUCCAACAUCGUGCGGAGCCUGUCCUUCGUGCCGGGCAACGACGCGGAGAUGUCCAAACAUCCGGGCUUGGUGCUGAUUCUGGGAAAGCUGAUUCUGCUUCACCACGAGCACCCGGAGAGGAAGCGAGCCCCGCAGACCUACGAGAAGGAGGAGGACGAGGACAAAGGGGUGGCCUGCAGCAAAGACGAGUGGUGGUGGGACUGCCUGGAGGUCCUGCGAGACAACACGCUGGUCACGCUGGCCAACAUCUCCGGGCAGCUGGACUUGUCUGCGUACACAGAGAGCAUCUGCCUGCCCGUCCUGGAUGGCUUGCUGCACUGGAUGGUCUGCCCGUCCGCAGAGGCGCAAGACCCCUUUCCCACGGUGGGGCCCAACUCGGUCCUGUCACCCCAGAGACUCGUGCUGGAGACCCUGUGCAAGCUCAGUAUCCAGGACAACAACGUGGACCUGAUCUUGGCCACGCCUCCGUUUAGUCGUCAGGAGAAAUUCUAUGCUACGUUAGUUAGGUACGUUGGGGAUCGAAAAAACCCAGUCUGUCGAGAAAUGUCCAUGGCGCUCUUAUCGAACCUUGCCCAGGGGGACGUGCUGGCAGCGAGGGCGAUCGCUGUGCAGAAGGGAAGCAUCGGAAACUUGAUAAGCUUCCUAGAGGACGGGGUCACCAUGGCGCAGUACCAGCAAAGCCAGCACAACCUCAUGCACAUGCAGCCCCCGCCUCUGGAACCGCCGAGCGUAGACAUGAUGUGCAGGGCGGCCAAGGCUUUGCUGGCCAUGGCCAGGGUGGACGAGAACCGCUCAGAAUUCCUCUUGCAUGAGGGCCGGUUGCUGGAUAUCUCGAUAUCAGCUGUCCUGAACUCUCUGGUGGCGUCGGUCAUCUGCGAUGUACUAUUUCAGAUUGGGCAGUUAUGACAUACGUGAGAAGCAAGCAUGUAUGAGUGAAGAUUAGCGGUCACGUGUCACUGGCUGUUUUCUGUUCUUGUUUAUCCAGCGUAGGAAGAAGGAAAAGAGAAUCUUUGCUCCUCUGCCCCAUUCACUAUUUUACCAAUUGGGAAUUAAAGAAAUAAUUAAUUUGAACAGUUAUCCAAUGAAUAUUUGCUGUCUGUGUGUAUAAGUACAUCCUCCUGGGUUGUUGGUUUUUUUUAUUUUUUUUUUUAACCAAAGUUACUGUCUAGUACAUUCAAAGGUCACCUUUUCUUUUUCACAGAUAUUUCUGUUUAACGUCCUUUUCCAUGUUGUAUUGCAUUUUGGGGGGGAAGCAAAUUGACUUUAAAAAGAAACGUUUUGGCUAAAGAUGCUGAGAUGGGAAAAUUUCACCACACUGAUGCAAACAGGUGGGAAUGGUCAGUUUCUUACGUGCUUUAUUCUUCAGAGAAUGGAAAAAAACUGUAUCCCAUCACCCAAAGCUCUGUGCAAUAGAAACUUCUAGAGAGAUAAUAGGUAUAGGGGCUCAAGAGGUGUGUCAGUCAGUACUCAGAACUGAGUGGUUGCACUAGACUAGAAGCAAACCCGCCCCUGGCCUCGCGUGCCAGGACCCCACCCCCACGCUGGCCUCACGUGACAGUUCUUCACAAUUCCUUUCAGCAUUUUUUUAAAUAUUUUUUUUUUACUGCCUAUGGGCUGUGAUGUAUAUAGAAGUUGUACAUUAAACAUACCCUCAUUUUUUUUCUUUCUUUCUUUUUUUUUUUUUAGUACAAAAGUUUUAGUUUCUUUUUCAUGAUGUGGUAACUACAAAGUGAUGGUAGACUUAAAUAUUUUUUUUAUUUUUAUUUUAUAUAUUUUUUCAUUAGGGCCAUAUCUCAAAAAAAAAAGAAACAAAAAACACAAAAAACACAAACAAAAAAAACACAAAAAGAGGGUAAUGUACAAGUUUCUGUAUGUAUAAAGUCAUGCUCCGUUUCGGGAGAGUAGCUGAUCACAAUUUGCUUCAUGAAUCACGGUGUGGAAAUGGUUGCAUAUGGAUUGAUUUAGAAAAUGGUUACCAGUACAGGAAAAAAAAAAGAAAGAAAAAAACUUCAA